AUGGAGCGGGAAGGAGAUGGGAAUCGCAGGCACCUGGCGGAGGCAGCAGCUCCAGACCCACUGAGGACGGGCAACCAAACCAAACAAGCAACGGCAUGGUUUUUUCCGUCUCAGGACGCGGAGCAAUGGGCUCGGGCUGCAGCGAGGAAAGAGUUUCCUUCGCUGCCGACCUCUCUCGAGGAGAUCUUCACCCACUGGAAGAAGGCUCCCCCAAACACCAAGAAGCGAAAGGCAGCUGAUGGGGCAGGAGCCGUUCUGGAGAAGAAGAUCCGCGUUCCGGACCCCGUGAGCAGCUCUGAAAGCUCGGAGGAGGAGGAAGGGACGGCGGCGAAAGCUGCGAAGGCUGCCACACCGGUUAUCCCCAACUCUGCAGUGAAGACAGAGAGCAGCGAGGAUGAAUCCUCCUCUUCAGACGACAGUGCUGUGGCUGGAAGGGGAGUCGAGUGUUUCCUGCAGGUGAAACCUGCUCUUGCAGGUGGCAAGGCUACGAACUCUGUGCAACACGCCACCCCCAACAAAGCCAGCACCCCUGCGGGUAGACCAGGGGCUGCAGCCACCAGUCGGAGCAAAGCCAACAAGCUAAAACCUGAUGUGCCAGCUGUUGCCUUGACUCCAGCCAAAGCUGGGCAGAAGAAAGCUGCUCCUGGUAAGCCAGGGCCCGCUGCAGCAACUCAGGCCAGAGGUGCCCAGAGCAAAGCAGCGGCAACAGCAAAAGCAACAGAGAGCUCCGAGACCAGCGACUCAUCGGAGAGUGAGGACGAGAAGCCAGGAGCACAGCUCCCAGCCCCCAAAAUAGAGCUGAAGCCGACCGCAGCGGAGGCAAAGAGCAGCGAGGCCUCCAGCGACGAGACAUCCUCUGAAGAGGAACACAAGCCCCCGGCUGCCCUGGUGAAACCAGCUGUGAAAGCAGCACAGACCAAUGCAACUCUGACGAAAAGCACACCCGUCACUCCAGCGUCAACCACAAAGAGCCCAGGGAAAGGGUCCGCCCUGUCUCUGCGGAAGCCUGCAGCUGUUGCAACAAGCCAGGCCAAAUCAGCAUCUGUGAAGCUCACGAGUCCCGCACAAGCUGCUGGGAGCGCAAAGCCGGAAGACACUUCAGAGAGCAGCGACACCUCUGAUAGCGAGCACGAGGAACCCACAUCCAUAGUGCAGACCAGAUCACCUGCAAAAUCUCUGCAGGCCAGCCUGACGCCGGCGAAAAGUGCGCCAGUGGCUCUGCUAUCCAGCAAGGCCACUCCAGUCCUGGCAAAGCAAACACCUAAACCAGCUGUACUAAACCAGGCCAAACCAGUGCCUGGGAAGAACAACACCCCUACAAAGGCUGCUGUGAGCACGAAGCCCCAAGAUAGUUCAGAGAGCAGCGAUGAUUCAGACAGCGAGGAUGAGGCUCCCCCUGUGCCGAUAAGCCAGAAGGCGGGCGGGGUCAAGAGGCUGCCAGCACCGCUCGCGUCCCCCAGCAAGCUCGGCCAGACUGUGAAAGCCGGGACUCCUGUGAGAGCCACUGGAAGCACCUUGACGGGCAAAGGCUCCGAGAGCGAGAGCAGCGGUUCGUCAGACAGCGAGGCGGAAGAGACCCCCGCGGCUCUGAAACAGCCUCUGAAAGGCAUAAUGAAGACGGGUGCUGCAGCACUGCCAACCAGUAGUAAGAAGGCCCAGCCUCCUGCAACACCUCUCCCGAAAGCCCAAGGGGCUGCAGAGAGCAGCGACGAUUCCAGCGAGGAGUCUGACUUGGAGGAAGACACGCUGACCUUGGCACAGAAACUGGUUCAGACAAAACCCAAACCAGCAGCGGCUGCCCUAGCAGCGAAGACGGCAAACACCGUGGCUGUGAAAGCCAGCACCUCUCGGAAAGGGGCAAACGCAGCGGCCCCCAGCCCUGUAAAGGCCGCUGUGACGCUCUACCAAGCAGCAGAGACCUCGAGCUCGGGUUCCUCGGAGAGCGAGGAGGAAGCGAAGGCCACGAGCCAGCCCCUUCUCCCCUCCUGCUUGAAGCCAGGGACUCCUUUCAGUAAAGCAGCCACCCCUGCCAAGAAGGGUCCUCAAGGAAACGCUGCCCCACCGAAGAGCACGUCCGCCAGGGGAAAAGGCCCUGUUGCAACCCCAGGAAAAGCGGUUCUCCCCACUGCAGACAAGGCCAAACCGAGCCCGGCUGGCCCCCCCGGGGCCAACAAAGGAAAGGAAAGCUCGGACAGCAGCGACUCCUCGGAGAGCGAGGAGGAGGAAACAGCCCAGCCGCUCCCAAAGCCUGGUAGGCGACGCUGCUCUGGGAAGCUUCGGGGAGUGCUUGGAGCAGGUUUGCCAUGCACCAAGCCAGCAGCCCCACCCCAGAAGCCGGGGAGGAUAAAUGAAGCCGAGAGCUCAUCCUCUGAGUCCAGCGAGGAUGAGGAGCAGCCUUCACAGUCCCUCCUAGCAGGGUAUCCCGGCCUGAUGAAAGCCACCGUGACUUCAGAAGUACAGAAGGCAGGGAAAGCGGUUGCGGCUGUGGCUCCAGCUCCAGCUGAUGCUCUUGGGAAGGCAGCCCAGGCUGACAUCUCCGCGAGCGAGAGCAGCAGCGACUCGGACACAGAUGUUGAGAAGACCCCGGCCCCACAGAAAGUGGGAGGAAAGCCGCUGUUGUCUUCUGGGCAAGAACCUAUCACGCCAAAGGUGGCUUCGGGCAAGGCAGCUGCAGCAGGGAAAGGGGGCCAUGGAGGUGCCGUUUUGAAACCCGCCCUUGCCAAGAAAGCCCUGGCAGCACCGCAAAACGACAGCGCUUUGAAGGGGACGCCAACAACCAUGUCCCCCUAUGCCCUGCUGUCUGUAUCCCCCUCGGAUGGGGAGAGCUCCAAAAGCGAGAGCGAAGACGAGGCUACCACAGCCGCCAAGGUCCCGGCUGGCCCAGCUUCAGGGGAGCCGGAGGGGAAGAAGACAGCGGGCAAACAGAAAGCCAAGGGGGCGCCAGGCAAGGCUCCGAACACACCCCAGAGUGGUGACAAGGAGAAUAAGAAACAGAAGAAACCCUCACUGAAGCGGAAGCUGGAAGCGGAGGAUGGAGGCCUUGGUGCCAUGGGUGCGCCCAAGGAGAAGAAGCGAAAGAAGCAGAGUGGCCUCGAACCACCCAAGAAGAAGAGCAAAAGGGCAGAUGGUGCCAAGAAGUCGCUGGGCAGCAAGGAGAAAAAGAAAUCCAGCAAAAGAAAAGAAGGCUGCAAAAGACAAGAAGAAGAAGAGCAAGAAGUCUUCUGGGCUGGAGCUAGGUGCAGAUGGCUCUUCUGUCCACAAGAAGAAGAAAAAGAAGAAGAAGAAAACCUCCGAGCCAGCGGGAUCCUUGUGAGGAGCGCUGCCCGCCCCGUGACUGCCGACGGUGAAUGAAUGGAGAAGCGUGGAAGUCGGAAAAGGGAAGCCCAGCAACAUGAAAACUGGUUUUUUUGGGGUUUUUUUUUUUUUUUUUAAUCCUUUAAACUUCUAAAUUGUAAUUUAUAAGGUCUUUUAACUGUGACUUGUAGAGCCGAGUGUUGCAACUCUGCCACCAACGCUUGGCUGGGGACAGAAGAAGAAAAGCUGGAUGUCUUUUGCCCCGUUCCCGAAGGCCCCCGUCAGCCAUUGCACUAUUCCCAGAGAAGGAAGCAGCCCUUGAGAAGGACGAGUAGCGCUUUCCCCUCGUGGAGGAGACUAUGGCUUCCCCUUGCUGAGAGGAUGAUGCAGCUGUCUUGCUCCCCUCCCUCCUCGCCCCAGAGCUCUAUUUUUCAGAGGCAACUUCCACUCCUUGUGCGAGGGCCACGUCUGUCUUUUUUGCUACCUACUGAAACAUGGUUCUUUUUUGGGUUCACUUUUUAUUACAACUAAAAACAAAAAUGAGAGUUCACUA
Messenger RNA from Alligator sinensis (Chinese alligator), 3847 nucleotides. It is a transcript of the gene TCOF1, whose product is annotated as treacle ribosome biogenesis factor 1. Lineage: Eukaryota; Metazoa; Chordata; Crocodylia; Alligatoridae. Bases 1 to 3351 code for a protein of 1116 amino acids. The record is from RefSeq and is a predicted model, not a curated record. The transcript has 19 exons.